AUGAGUAAGAAUAAUAGAGUAGAUAGUCUAAAAUUUCACAAUUAAAUCCAGACUUUUUUUCAGCAUUAACAGCAUAGAGGAAGGAUUUCAUAUCAAAGUAUUGACUAGAUCGAAAAUCAAUAUUUUGAUUUAAAAAUAUGGUAUACUGAACUUUUCUAUGUAGCUUAAUUGGUUGAGUAUUAUGAUUUUCACAAAGACCCUAUUAAAAACUAUUUCCUUGAUAAAAUUUAGUUUGUGCUUUCUCGAUCAGAUAAAAUAAAAUCUAUGGUAUAGCAAAAAAUAUCUUAAGAGGAAGAGGAAUAAUUGUGUUACAUUAAGCUUUAAACUCCUAAAUAUUUGACUGUUUCUAGAACCUCUUCAAUUACUGAAUUAAUAGAUCGCGAAAAUGUUCUAAUAGGACUUGAGCUUAAUGAAAACCAUUAGAAAUCAAGAGGAUAACAAAUGAACUUGACUUUAUAAAUUUAGAUGCAUAAGAAAGAGCAAGAACCUUCUUUGGAUAAAUUAAUGUCUGAUUAUAAAUCAGAGACUGAAAGAAUGGAUCAUUAUAGAAAAUCAGAAAUGAAAAUUUAAGAUGAAGCUGUUAAAUUCAAAUUAGAAUAAAGACGGAAGAAAUUAAUUAACUAGUAAAAUAGGAUUUUUAGAACAGAAGCUUCUGAUGAUGAAUCAACUCCUUAAUUGCAUCACUUGAUUGAAAUUUAUCUACAGAUUUCUUACAAAUAUAAUUGCUCCUAUGUUUACUCAAAUUAUUUUGUAAAGAAAACUAAGAUUGUAUCUUGGACCUCAGAUAAAUUAUUUUGUAAAAAUGUUUUUUGA
Messenger RNA from Paramecium tetraurelia, 813 nucleotides. RefSeq lists its product as uncharacterized. The record is from RefSeq and is a predicted model, not a curated record. Lineage: Eukaryota; Ciliophora; Oligohymenophorea; Peniculida; Parameciidae. The transcript has 2 exons.